Molecule: messenger RNA, 1929 nt
Organism: Pleuronectes platessa (European plaice)
Lineage: Eukaryota; Metazoa; Chordata; Actinopteri; Pleuronectiformes; Pleuronectidae
Gene: srrm3
Product: serine/arginine repetitive matrix 3
Exons: 13
Coding region: 1-1929 (642 amino acids)
Molecular function (GO): mRNA binding
Source: RefSeq, a predicted model, not a curated record
AUGUACGAUGCAACUAGGAUGCCGUCCCCUAAGGACGGUUCAAACGGGGUGGCCCAGCCGGUUGUCCCCGGAGCCGCAGCAGGAUCAGGAGCUCUUGCGCCAACUGCAGUCCUACAAACCACGACUGAGGACGGGCAGCAUGGUACGGGGGAGGAGGAGCCCAAAGCAGAGCCUGUCCUGGUGAAGAAGCCGCACCGAGAGAUUCUGGACCACGAGAGGAAAAGGAGGGUGGAGCUCAAAUGUAUGGAGCUCCAGGAGAUGAUGGAGGAGCAGGGGUACACAGAAGAAGAGAUUCGACAGAAAGUGAGCACGUUCAGACAAAUGCUGAUGGAUAAAGAGGGCGUCAUCACCAGAGAAGGAUCACACACACAACCAGUGGUCAACCACCUCCACUAUCAGCCUGACGAGUAUGAAGAGGACCCUCAGUUGGCCGGCUAUGAAGACGGGGACAAUGACCAUGAAUACCACAGUGACAGCAGAGUGAAGAGGAAAUCAAGCAGCUCUCCAUCCCCUCGUCCAAAGAAGAGGAAGAAGAAGAAAUCUGGCCGCAGAAGAAGCAGGUUUGGCAGCUCCUCACCCACGCGCAGAGAGAAGAAGAAAAAGAGUGGGAAGAAACACAAACGAGACAGAUCUGCAUCUGGCUCCAGGAAUAAGCGGAGAUACAGAUCGGGCAGCCCAAAGAACAAACACAAAGACAAGAAUAAACAGAAAAAGAGGUCCCCCGGUGAGACCCCCAGUAGGAGUUCACAGCGUCAAGGCAGCUGCUGCAGCUCCCGUAGCGCCUCCCUGUCCUCCACUCGCAGCACCUCCAAAUCUCCCUCCAGACUGAACUCCAAGCACAAGACCGACGGGCCGAAGGCGUCCGGCCCCGCGCUGUCCCCGGGCCCCAACAGUCCGGCCACGUGGCACAACGGGGACCACGCCCAGCGGAGCCGCAACGGCAAGGCCAGCAGACUCAACCACGGCGAGGGCGAGAAAGGGCACGAUAAACUCCAUCUGUUGACUGCGAGCGCUGCAAGCAUCCAGUCCACGCUGCUGAGAGAGCACAAGCUCCACAGCGCCCCCGGCAGGAGCCAGGCAGGGCCGAUGUGCUUGGCAGGAGAAGCUGGGAGUGUUGACGGCAGGACCUCAGCCGUGGGGGGCACCGUGUCCCAGACGACAGGGAGGAGAGGGAGCCAGAGAGGCCAGAACAAGAGCUCCCACUCCCCUGCCCACAGCAGCGACUCAGCCCACUCCCAGCACAACCACACUCACAGAGGGAGGAGUUCUCGGCACCAAAGAAAGACAAAAGGCGGCCACUCUUCCAAGCGUCACCACCGCUCCAGCCGGGGCCAGGCGCACCACCACAGCCAGUCAGCAUCUCCAGGACGACACUCACACACGUCAGGCAAGAAGAAAGAGGAGUCUCGGAGCAAAGCCAACCUCCGACAGCGCAGCAGCUCCUGGAGCAGUGGGCGCUCGUCCUCGCACUCUGCAUCCAGAGACAGAGGCCCCAGCAAGCCCAAGUCCCCACACAACAGACAGAACAACUCCAGAGAGAGGGACAGUCCUAACCACUCCGACGCUGACAGCCGAGCUCGCCGCCGCUCACGCAGCUACUCCCCCAUUCGCAAAAGAAGAAGAGAUUCACCCAGCUUCAUGGAGGCUCGCAGGAUCACCAGUGCUCGCAAGCGGCCGAUCCCGUACUACCGGCCCAGUCCGUCCUCGUCCAGCAACGACAGCAGCCCGUCCCGGUCCAGCCGUAGCCACAGCUACAGCAGCUGCAGCCGCAGCAGGAGCCACAACCGGAGCCACAACCGGAGCCACAGCCGGAGCAGGAGCUGGAGCCGGAGCCGCAGCAAGAGCAGGAGCUGGAGCCGCAGCAGGAGCCGCUCCCGCAGUCACCACAGCUACGACAGCCGCAGCAGCUACGACAGCCCCGGCUUCUGA